AUGAUCCGCGAAUCUUCUUCUGGUGUUGCCGAGGGGUCACAUAUCUUCAAACGCGGCCGUUACUGGUAUCUGUUCACAGCAGAAGGCGGUACUGAAAGUGGCCAUAGCGAAUGGGUGAACCGCAGUGAGGUCAGUCCAUUAGGACCGUGGGAGCUCGGGCCGAAUAACCCGCUCUGGCGCAAUGGCGUUGAAGACGAAGUGCAAAAUACGGGACAUGCCGAUCUGGUUGAGGACACCAAAGGGCAAUGGUGGGCAGUUGUUCUCGGUGUUCGUCCCUCAAGAAAAGGAGAUAGGUGGGAAGACUCAGUGUUAGGACGAGAGACAUUUCUAGUCCCUUUGGAUUGGAAAGACGACUGGCCAGUGAUCAAUGGAGGACAGAAAAUCAGUCUCGACUCCCAUGGACCUGGUCUUUAUAAAUUUAAUACUCCGGUUUUCUGGAGAGAUGAGUUUUCGGAACCGCAAAUGCAAGUUGGAUGGUAUCGAAAAAACACGCCCUUCGUAAAUGACUACUCACUUACUGAGCGCCCCAACUACCUUCGCCUCCAUGGUGGACCUUAUAACCUUUCAGUGCCGGCCAGUCCAACCAUGCUUCUUCGCAAGCAAACCCACCUCGUCUGCAGGUGGGAGACAAGCCUCUCCUUUCAGCCGACGGUAGGUGAAACGGAGGCUGGCACUGUGGUAUGGUUAAAUUAUUUUACGUAUAGCAGUAUCGGUAUCAGGAAGGAUAGCAAGGGCCGUUUCAUUCGUUUUCGACCAUCAAAUGGCGAUAUCGUGGAGCGUAGAUUGGAUACAGAAUCUGCUGUCACUCUCAUAGUUGACUGUGGUAGCGAGUAUCGAUUUGGGUAUCUUGAGGGGAUAGAAUCUGACAUCCACUGGAUUGGGUCAGUCUCUAAUAGUGCUGCUACGGCAGUACCUCCAGUUGGGGCCAACUUUACUGGCAUGAUGCUGGGUCUAUAUGCGUUUGGAGAGCGUCAGCGAUGCCUGGCCCCGGCUGAUUUUUCGUAUGCAGAGUUUAGAUAA
Molecule: messenger RNA, 1020 nt
Organism: Penicillium verrucosum
Lineage: Eukaryota; Fungi; Ascomycota; Eurotiomycetes; Eurotiales; Aspergillaceae
Exons: 3
Coding region: 1-1020 (339 amino acids)
Biological process (GO): carbohydrate metabolic process
Molecular function (GO): hydrolase activity, hydrolyzing O-glycosyl compounds
Source: RefSeq, a predicted model, not a curated record